GGAGGCUCCAAGGAGGGGGGGCUCAAGCGAAAAAACGCCGGGAAGGGCGUCAGGCCUCCGGAAGGAAAAAAAUUGAAGGGGGACGUUGAGCCGAAGGAUACCCCCGUGGUGAUCAUUGAUGACCCCCCAGCCGGCCAAUCGUCUGCCACUGCUCCCCCGGAGGAUCUUGUCGAGGGUGCCUGGCCCCUUGAAACAGUACACUUCCCCAUCAAGAAGGGGACAGCCAUCAUGCAUGGCACCCUCGACCCGAGGGAAUUCUUGAGGGGUGCCACCCCUUCGGUGGAUAGGUCCACCCUUAGCCGGUUCGGGGACGAAGCCCUCGAGCUCAAGGCCCUCCAGGCCUCGGCCACUGCUAGCUUGGCCUUCGGGGAACUUGUCCGCAGGGCGGAACAGCACCGCCUCGAGAAGGCGAAGUCUGACGAGGUGACGAGGAAGCUCAUUGCCAAUAACACUGAGGCCAUCAGGCAGCUCGCUAUGUUGGAGGAGGCCCUUCGGCAGGCCGAGCAGAAGCUGGAGGGGGCCAAGAGUGAGGCGAGGGCCGAGGGCAUCGCCCAGGGGAAGGCUGAGGCAGAGAGGGCUGCCGCUGAGGCCGCCAUAGCAGCCGCCGAGGAAGCCGAAAGGGCCAAGGCCGAAGCCGUUGCUAAAGCUGCCGAGGAUGCCGUUGCCUCUUAUGUUGCCGAGGGGUGGAGGUCUGAAGAGCAAAAACCGUGGCUGGCUUCGGUCGUGGAGACUUCGGUGGAUGAUUGGGUCAAAGGCCCCGGGGCCAUGUGGCUUGCUCUGAAGGGGAAGAGUUUCUAUGAGGGGGGCCAGUAUUUCACGCAAGCCAUGCUCUACCGGAAGCUGGCUCGGCAUUUUGGGGUGGACCCCAAGGACUUUGAUCCCACGCCUUACGGCCUUCCCCCCCUGCUCCAAGACGUCAGGAUUCCCCUUCCAGAAGGCGAAGAGAGGCAGCUUCUGGAGGACUCGGAGCUGGAUAGGCUGGCCUCGGAUGAUGAAGGAGAAGCUGAGGAUGACGCCUCCUCCAAACCGAAGGGAGAUACAACAAAAGAUGUUGCAGCUUGAAGUUUUACCAAGUGUAAUGUUGUAAUAGUCUGUAGUCCCCGGCCUCGGCCAUACUUUGUGAUGAAACAUGAUUGUAUUUUAAAUAUUUUUCUUGGAUGAAUGAAUGAUCGCCUUCGGGCUCUUGUUGAUUGAAUGCCUCCGUCUUUGCAA
Cuscuta epithymum is the source of this 1212-nucleotide messenger RNA. The record is from the annotation of a GenBank genome assembly. Lineage: Eukaryota; Viridiplantae; Streptophyta; Magnoliopsida; Solanales; Convolvulaceae.